GCGCUCUGUUUUGAUCACACAAUAGGGCUGCGUGUAAGCAGUGAUAGAAUCUGCUCGUCGCGAUGAAAAUAAUUUUGGAUUUUCUAACUCGUCUGUGGAUUACUGUCAUGAAUUAUUUAUUUCCCAAAAAGAUAAAGGAGAGAAAACGAACGCUGUCGGUUGAGGAAACUAUUAUUUCAGAGCAAGCCGCUUUUCUGUGUCAGAAAUACAUCGAAGCAAGAUUCACGCGAUCAAAUUUGUGCUACUACAACCCGAAGAGCCGGAAGAGAGACGGAGAGCCCACAACUGCAUGUCCCGAGGAUGUAGUCAACACAUUGAACGAAAUGGGCGCUUUGCUUGAGAAAAGCUACCCAAAACUCUAUAACAACGUUUUGGAUCAACUAAACUGGCGGAUAAACCUUGCUAUCCUCGUUUGUAACAUGUUCAAUCGCGUCUCCGAGGAAAUUAUAGCUUCUGGCGUGAACUGGGCUCGGAUUAUCGCUGUUUACGCUUUCGCCGGCGCACUAGCCUACGAUUUAACACAGACAGGAGACACAAGAUUCAUCCGAUGUCUGUCGAGGUGGAUGGGUCAUUUCUCCGCUAGACGUUUGAGUCCGUGGAUCAGACAGAAUGGAGGAUGGGUAAGUUUGAUUUGCUUUUAAUUUUUUUUUCGCCUUCGUAUCUGGUUGUUACCUUUUGUGUGAGGACUCCACGAGAUAUUGUUUGCUUCUCUUAUGGUAGCAUAUCAUCAUUUGCAUAUAUCCGUGUUUCAAGAAUAUCGAAUGAAAAUAACGAAGCGGCAUCGUGUUGGUUUACAUUUUCUGAAAUCUGAUAUUUGACCCUUGAUUUUAAUCCUUUGAAAUAAUGUUAGUUAAUGGAUUCCUCUUAUCAAGGCAUGUCACCACAGAUGCAGUAGUCUACGCGUGUUAGCGUUACCCUUUUAAGCUGGUUAUAUCAACAGCGUGUCGUCAACAUACUUUCAAAUCCCAUAAUCACUUCAUUUUGUUUGUGGAAGCUCGUCGCCAAGUGGUAAUUAGUUUCGGUUGGAUGGAAGCCAGAAGCUAGAUGCCGACUCACGCUCGUCCCACCACGAUCGUCGUGUAACUUCGGUACCAGUCUUUCGGGAUGUAGUUCUUUGAUCAAUACAGAAACGAACGAGGGCGAUCGUCACUCAUGGUUUUCCGACUACAAGUUAUGAGCAGAUUUCUGUAAAAUUGAGAAACUUUGAGACUCCGACGACUUAAGUGGAUGUGUGGGAAGAAUAGUUGUGUCGAAAGAUUAGCUGUGUGGGAAGAAUAAUUCAUGUCAUGUCUCCUAACAUUGACCACUACUUCACAAGGCGUAUAUUUUUUUGUAAAAUUUUACCCCGAUUUUCUCUUUCAUGCAAGGAUAGAAAGGAGGAGGAAUUCACCAAAUUUAGUUUGUGACCAAGAUCGUGCUGAGUAUAUAACAGGAAAACUCGAAAAGAUUUUUACUGCGAGAGUUUUUCUUGGUAACAGCCGUAAGGGGCUUGGUGAGGGUCGGGAGUACCAAAGCAGAAGCCACCUACUAGCAACCGUUCACCAGUACACGAAAAUCAGCUGAAAAUAAGAACACCUACUCGCUCGCCAUUCCCUCAUCCCUCCUUCACGCUUUCCCCGCUUUUCCUCCCCUCCCCCCCCCCGGCCCCCCCGCCUCAAAAGGUGUGCGUAUAGUUUCACCGAGUACAUACAGUUUGCUUGCCAACUCAAUUUUAUUCAGUUUUUGUUCUCUUAAAUCAACAGAAAGGCCUUGUGACACAUUUCAAGGAAGAGGAACAGUCAGUAAUGGGCUCGUUAAGUAGAUGGCUUUCAGGGAGUCAACCAAGAAAGGAGCAACCCGAGUCUGAAACAGUCUCUUCGAGACGUUCAUGACACGAAUACAGUACGGGAAGGAGGCCAAAAAACUUAGUUCAGUUUUAGUGCAAGUCAGUGGCAACUUCAAAAUGAACCUCUAAAUGCAUGGAGCGCGAAUUUUCAAAGACGAGUGUCACUUGCACCAAUUGAAUGGCACGGUGAUAUCAAUCAAGUUUUGAGGUCAGCGGUGGAUAUGAGUCGCCAGCACAGGGAAUUUUACCAGUUUACGUGGUUAAGUAACGGAAAUGCAAGCUAUCAGAUAUCAGAUAUUCCCAUUUUGGCGUUUGUUUCCCGACUUGAGAUUCUUCUGCCAAGGGCGGGUAGUAAUUACUCAUACAAACUUAGUACACCUAAUUUUCAUUGACGUCUGGAAAAUUUUAAAAAAAAUAAACCAAAAAGGGAGGCUUCGAGUCAGUGGACUGGCGUUAACUUAUCUUCUCGAUUUGGCACAUGAAGUUUGUUUUUCUUUCUCUAGCGCAAACCGCUUGAUUCAGUCUCGAAAGAACUCCCACGAUGGGCCACCAGGCACUGUAAUUAUGGGCUACUAAAUUAAGUUUGGUUAGCUUUGCAAACAACGAAUUUCUUAUGUUUCAAGUCAUUACUACAAGUCUUUUUCAUACCUUUGUCAAAUCACAGCAUUUCUUGACAUUGAAAGGUUCUUUAACCAGCUUUGUUUGCGAACCAUAUGUUAAUAUUUUCCAUGUUUCUUACAUGACAUUUCAAAUCAAAAGAAAAAAGACAUUUGCUGCCCUUAUCGAGAACUCACUCAUACUGGAUUGAUAACAAUAUAAAAGUAGGCGUUCGAGUUGAAUCCAGUUGCAAAAACUCAUUCGACGCUAUCAGUCUUUCUCAAGCCUCCGUCCGUUACCCGUCUCCAGAAGAAUGAACGCUUCUCAAGGGAACCACGAUUCCGUAGCACUUCCCGUCCCGCUCGCGCUUCGCUCUCUAGGAAAGCCCUGAAAUGCUGGGGAGACACUUGGCGAUUUUAUUCGCCGAUCGCGGCGUAAAUUGUCGAUAUUUGACACGCCAAAUAUCGGCGUCUAAAAUCGCUAGGUAUGUCGCCGGCUCAUGAAAGUCCCGCUUGACACUUAGAAGGCGGUUUUGGGGCGUUCCAUGAGAAAAUUCGGCCAACAGACGCGCGCUCAUCUUUCCCCGAGAUGACUUCAUAGGAAAGUGAACCAAGGAACAAAUACUCGCAACAAAAAUCAAAGGAAACAACUUUAGAGUUUCCCACAUUUUAUUAUUUGCAUCAUACAACAACCCAAAAAACCCAACGUAAACAACCCAUGUAACCAAGGUUUAGGUUCAACAGAACGCAAAUACUAUGCAAAUUAACAUACAAUUAGCAGAAAAUUAAACAAUGUUUAGAUUAAAAAAAAACUAAGAGAUCGAGUGACUGUACCUCAUUCUGUUAACUUCAACUAUCAAUCACAGCUCACCUACUUUGGGACGAAGAUUGGAAGGUUUACUUAGUUCAAAAAGUAACGAUGCUUGGUAAGAGGCCAACCGUGCUGUAAACGCGUCAUUUCAUUUUAUUAUCCAGAAUUUAGUUGUAAAAGGUUAUCAGUUUAUUUUGAAAUCAGGAAAAGCCUGUUCCAGGAGUUCAGUUAGCAAAACUUAGCGAAAUAUCAAACGGCGCGAUAGUAGCGGAAGAAUGAAAAAACCGAGGGAGAAUUGGGUCCGGCCGGGUUCAAUAUGCGACCCGACCUUGACACCCUGCGCUUUUUUCACUCCUCCGCAACAAAAGCGCAGUUCACUAUUGCGCUUCGUUUUACAAAAUUAAUGCCAAGAACAGGCUAAAAUAGGAAUUGAUAAUACGUUCCCAACUUUAGAAUCGGAAGGGUAACAAAAGUAACAACAUUUACGUAGUGAAAUAAAACGAAUAGACACAGAAACGCAAAAAAUAUAGAGAGAUUAAACGUUCCUAAUCAAGCACUAUGAAAUACUCAAGCGCACCUCUGACCAGGAUGGACUGCACAAGCAGCAAAGCCCACACCAGUGGACCCGUUUCUUGUUAACUCUGUAAACAGUGUAAACUAUCAACUAACAAAAAUCACCCACAAGUUAAAGACAAUAAAUUGUUCCCCAAAAGGAGUUUCCUCUCCUCCAUAAAAAGUCAUGCAAACGGGAAAAACGAUUCACUGGCUUACUGUUGUUCAAAACGUGCUCCUUGUUUCUCGCCUCUAACUGGCCAAACAGUUUUUCCACCCUCAGAAGUAACAAUUACUUCACCCUCGUUUUAAUUCAAUUCUUUAAAUACUUCGCGAUAUUGCUGACACUGGAAGGCAAGACUUUUCUUUCCUCAAACAAUUACCACAAUAAAAAGCCACUAAAAACAAUUAGUUUCAACGGUUUAACAUAAAGGAAAUAAUGAAGAGAUAAACAAAAAAUUUGCAGAAAGCUUACUUUUGAGGAAGCAGGCUCUUGCCGAUGCUAAAUUAGUCUGUAAAAGAACACUACUCAUUCACAAAAAUGAAUACAACAAAUCAAUCACAUGCUGUAAGGAAACACAGAAGAGCUGAAGUUCCAGAACUAACCAACAAACGUUUACAAAACUCGAUAUGAACACGAGAUACAAAAUGAGGAUGAAGCAGAUCAAGAUAUGCCUAGAAAGAAAUCUUUCUGUUGAUUUACUGACAAAAUAACCACCACGGGUUAAUGGAAGAACAAGGGAAAAGCUGUAAAAGAAACUAUAGACACUGCAGUAGGGAGAAUGGAAACCACAGGGGCGACAUAAUAAGACAACAGUACGAACACUAUAUGAGGCUGUAGCAAUAAAAUAUAAUCAUAUUUAUGAAUAUCUAUCGCUCAAAGCUUACUCAUGGCGACUGAAGAGCGCGUUUAAUUACCAAUUUACCAAUGCUUUAGUUCAUUCUGCAAAAUAGCAAUAUUAGUUUACAAGUGUGUACGCGAUUUUGUUACAUAGAAACCAACACAGCAGAAAAUUCAAGUUUAAACAGUUCAAAUAUUAUUCUGAAUGACAACAAGGUUAUCGAAAAAUAUUGAAGCUGGGAAAAUGAAGACACUAUGAUUUUAACACUAAUAAAUUAGCAAUUAUCCACCGAACUGGUGGAUACGUCAAACCAGAUCCUUUGAUUCCUUCCUAAGACAAGGGUUGCUGUGCUUGUCAUCUGCUUUCAAAGCUUACUGUUGGAGAGAAUAUGCUCUGGCCAACACUUUUCACUCAAUGAAUGCAAGUAUUAAUGUCAUAACUGAAAUAUAUGCUACAAAGUUUAAGAUGUCAAAUUCAAACAACAAAUUGAUCAUAGCUUAUCGCAUUAUAUCGUGAAAAAGAAUAAAAAAGAUGAAUAAAAGUCUUGAAGCUACCAGCAUGCCUGUAGUGGACGUCAGAGUUAACAUUUCAGCAAAAAUUACUCUAGUAAUAUGCAAUGUAUCUAAAAGGAGCAUCCAACCCCAGUUGAAAACAAAGGGGACUGGAUUCUAAAGCAUGCACAUUCCAUCAAUGAUCAGUAAUGUAAUUGUAAUAAAAAUAUCAUAGAGAUUGACAGAGGUAUCAACAACUCAAAGCUUACUGAGCUUGGAGAGGCAUACUCUUUGCCAAUGCUUGCGUAGGUCUGGAAAAUAACACUAUUCAUUCAAGAAAACACAACGUUUGAAGAAACAGUUCAGAACUCCAACAAGAAAAAAUUUAGCUGAACGACGAAAGUCAGAAAGAUCUAAUAGUAAAAUAGGAAAUGAUGCUGAUAUCACAAUGAAGUUAUAGAAUCAACACAACAAAGACAUGGCAAACCAGAGAAUACAAUAACAUUGUUUUCAAGAAAAAAUCAAACUCUGUUAUCAAAGAAUCACUUCAUACAACAAGCUUACUGUUGAGAUGAACAGUUGCUCUGCCUCUGAAAAACAACUUUGUUGUCAGAGCAAAUAGCAAUUCAAGUAGCUAGCUACAAACAAAAAUGAAAAACACCAGAAAAAAAACUAAAGAUAAAACUUUAAAGAAUCAGCAAGAGACUAUCAGAGCCAGCUAUGAACUCCACCGUCUCCACUGACUUUACAACAAAUGUACAAAUUUUCCCCGAACGUUGUUUUAGUCUGAAAAGCAACAUGGUUAUUCAACCGAAGCAUACAAGAGCACGACAACCUGAAAAGACUCAUUGUCUUCCAUAAUUUUAACAGGAAAUGUAUAUCAAUGCUUAAUAGCAACCUCUAACAGAACACUAACAAUAACCAUGAUAAUGAUUAACUGUUGAUCUUCUGGACCACAUCAAAAAUAGCUCCUCUUUGAAAAGACACAGGCCAUCCUGUGUUUUGCGUUGUGAUUACGCCAGCCCUUGGUAGCCUUGUCAAGAUGACCACAGCAGAUCAAUUUGUGACAAUACAAAUUUAAGCAUUUACGAAAGUGCAACACAUUUUAUAAUUAACAACAAUGCAUGGAAAUAAUUAAUAAAACUGGCCCUUUUUAAUAUAAGCUUAAAAAUUACGUGGGAGGACGAGGUAGGUCAAUAGUUUGCUAACCUAAGGUCAACUGAGACUAAGAAAGACACGAUAAAGAACGUCCGUCGCUGCUUCUGUAGAAUGUAAAGUGUAACAUGUACCACAUGCAAACAAUACAUAAAAACACUGCAAUUCGAUCAAUUUCAUUAUCAAUGCAUCAACAAUACAAAAUUAACAAAACAUUGCAAGUUUGAAUACAAGACUAACUCUAACGAGCACGCAUUGGCAACAGUGUAUCAGUUAACAUUUCAAUGACUUUUAAAGCAAUGAAGACAAGAAUCAAACCAGAGGAAACCUUCAAAUGUAACAGCUUUACUAAGAAAUAAUGCUAUUGAUAAUAAUAUUUGAUGUCCCAGACUACUUUUUUAACCCUAUAAAUCAAUCACAGGUCUGUACAACUAGGAAAGUAAAAGCUUCAUCCAACACCAAACCUGCAGAUUUAUUUCAGUGAAGUCAAAAAUAGCAAUAGUAGAAUUACAACAAAAUGCACACAAGAAAUAAAAUGUAUCCUUUAAUACCACGCCCAUUUGGUUUACUUCGCGUCCUAUCCUGUAAAUUCAUACAUGUUUACAAACUCAGAGCAUAUUUGAUAGCUGACUACAAAUGCAAAUCAUAUUAAAAAUCAAAAUGUCUAUAAGAUAGGCUAAUAGGAAAUCAAUGCUAAGAGUAGAACACCAAAAUCCUUUGUAAAAAAAAGAGAUCUUCCUUGCAAAAACAGCUUUCUUGAAGACACCUCUACCUCUCUUCCUAGAAAGAAAUGUAUGAUAGAAAUGGUAUCAUUUAGAAUAGCACUUACCAUAAUUUCUAAAACAACUUUAAAAUUUGCUGGUAGGACUCAAUAAUUCACAGUGACAUUUGUAUGCACCAUUUCAGCCCAGUAAAAAUAAAUAAUUCCCGAUAUAAUUCAAAUAACAAAGGAGAUAUUGGAAAUGAAUAACAGCCACUUUGCUAAAUAUUAUCAUAAAAAUUUAAAGAUCAAACUCAAUCAUGACAGAAUGUGCAUUAUUUCACCAGCUGACCUGACUG
Pocillopora meandrina is the source of this 7331-nucleotide messenger RNA. NCBI's taxonomy places the organism in Eukaryota, Metazoa, Cnidaria, Anthozoa, Scleractinia, Pocilloporidae. The record is from the annotation of a GenBank genome assembly.